UAACUAGGAUAGGUAUGUUUUUGUUGUGUUUUAGUUUUAAAAUUAAGCAGAUCGGAGGGAGAGAAAUUCGUGUUUGACUCUUACCCUCAACUAAGGUGAAUAUACUUGCCUGUAAUUUUUAAUUUGUUUAUGAGUUACUUCUUGUUUGUGUUUGGUAAUAACGAUAUUAAAUUUAACCGUAACGUUCCUCAAUUACACUGUGGCUAUAGAAAUGGCCGUUGUAUCAGUUGCAGUAUUUUUUAUUGAAGACUUAUUAAAAUUUGUUUUAAGACGCUCUGCUGAUUUUCAAAGAGCGUUGGUGCAGUACCUAUCGAGAAGAAAAGGAUUUAGUGUGGUGCGGAAGAUUGGAUCUCACAUGACAUGGCUUCAUGCCCAGAGACUUCAUAUCUUGUCGAUUGAAGGGUUAGGUGACAAUGUAUUGCAUUGUGACAGAAACAAUGCCUUAGAAUCAUACUGUCAAUGCUUCAAGAAACCUGUUGAAGAUGUAAAAGAGUCUUUGCAAUUGGAAAGUGAUGUUGAAGAAUUAAAAAAAGAACUGUGUGAUUUACAAUCAAAAGUGACAAGACUUCUACUUAUUCAAGAAAGUAAGGCCCUGGAUGACAAUUAUUCAGAGAAAGAAAACAUGCUGCAAACAAUGACGCCAGAAAGUGUAGUUUCAUCCUCCACAAGUUUCAUGCCACCUCCUCCUCCUCCCCCUCUCCCACCCCCAAUGCCACCCACCCCUUAUGUUCAUAAAACAGUUGUUGUAAAAGCGAAACAAAACACAACCAAUAAAACAAUAAUAAAGUCUCCUAUUUGCAAUAUUAUGGAAGAAUUAUCCAAAAGACCACCAAAACUUCGACAUGUUGAAUUAACUCCAGGAGGUAGGCCUUUGCGGCAAGUAACAAGCUGUACUGGUCAAGAUCCAUCAGACAUUCUUAUUGCUGUUCUUAAAAAGCGAUUCGAAGCAAUUCAUUCUCCGCAACGUGAACAUUGUUUGAUUUCCCCUAAUGGCUCUCCUGGAAGCCCUAUGGUUUUUGGUUAGCGACUAUGAUGUGUGUGCCUUUUGUAUGAUGUCAACUUAAACAAUUAAUAAUUGUUAUUGUUAUUGUCUAAAAAUGAAUAGCAUAAAGUGAAUGUUUUUAAACUCUCAAAAACUAAAACUAAAAUGCUUAUUGGUCUGUGUUUUGGUCCUAUAAUGGAUUUAUAUUUUUCUAUAUUCAUUUGUAGGCCGUUUGGUAGCCUAAUUGUAUUGUGUGGUUGUGUUUUAAGUUUUUGUACAACCUAUCUUUUUUAUUUAUGAAGACAAGUAACUUAGUCUACAGUUAAUUUUGUAAGCUAAUAACACUGCAUAAACAAAAAAGAUUUUUGUGUGUUUGAUAUAACUGUUUCAUUUUAAAAUAAUACAAUUUUUAUAUUCCAUGAAUACUAUUUUAUAUAUGUUUGUAUUUUAUAAUCUUUUAUUCAGUAUUACAACACACUGUUUAAACUC
Molecule: messenger RNA, 1471 nt
Organism: Homalodisca vitripennis (glassy-winged sharpshooter)
Lineage: Eukaryota; Metazoa; Arthropoda; Insecta; Hemiptera; Cicadellidae
Product: mitochondrial fission regulator 1-like
Exons: 1
Coding region: 212-1024 (270 amino acids)
Source: RefSeq, a predicted model, not a curated record